GAAAAACACUCAGCCCCAACAAGCUGCCAAGCACUUCAAGCAGAUGUGACACAAAGACGGAACUCCCUGACGACCAGCUUUAUCCCCAUUUGAUCUGUUGCAACUACGUUAAGUCAGACUCUGCUGCAGGAUGGAAACCCCCUUUGAUUAUAAUUACUUCAAUUCCGUCUACUUUUCCAACACCACAUUUCCAUCGUAUGGUUUCCAGUCAGUUCCCUGUGAUGUGAAAGUGCCUGGGUUCAACUCCAUCGGCCUCAUGAUCAUCUAUAUCAUCGUGUUUGUGUUCAGCAUCAUUGGCAACAGUGUGGUUGUCUUCGUCGUCUUCUCUAUGAAGAAAGGCAAAGCCAGCACGGAUGUCUACUUGAUGCACCUGGCGAUGGCUGACCUACUCUUCUGUCUCACCCUUCCCUUCUGGGCUGCCUACACUCAUUAUGGUUGGCUCUUUGGCGACUUCCUGUGCAAACUCCUUUCAGGCUUUCAGGAGGCAUCUAUUUACAGUGGCGUCUUCCUGCUGGUGUGCAUUAGUGUGGAUCGUUAUUUCGCCAUCGUGAGAGCCACGCGAGUGCUGUCCUCGCAUCACCUGCUGGUAAACGUGGUAUGCAGUCUUGUGUGGGUGGUGGCUGCAGUGCUGUCUCUACCUGUGGCAAUUAAGAGGGAACAGAUAAAGGCUGCUGACCUGGGCCAGACCAUCUGCUACGAAAACCUGACCGGUGAAAGCAGCGACCAGUGGCGAGUCAGCAUGCGAGUUCUGCGCCACACAGUGGGCUUUUUCCUCCCUCUGGCGGUGAUGGUCGUCUGCUACGGCUGGACCGUGGUGAGGCUGAUUCACACCCGCAGUCAACAAAAGCACAAAGCCAUGCGGGUGAUCCUGGCAGUGGUGUUAGCAUUCGUUCUCUGCUGGCUGCCUCAUAACCUCAGCGUUCUGAUCGAUACGCUCGUGCGAGGGGGAUCCCUGAGAGUGGAGACUUGUGAAGGUCUCUACAAAGUGGAGGUGAUGCUAAAUGUGACCCAGGUCAUUGCCUUCAUGCACUGUGCCGUGAACCCAAUACUGUACGCCUUCAUCGGGCAGAAGUUCAGGAACCAGAUGCUCUUGGCGCUUUACAAACAAGGCCUGAUCAGCAAGAGGAUACGCAUGGCUUACAGGAAGGGCUCAGCCAACAGCAUGGGGAGCAACAGGUCUCGAAACACCUCUGUCACCAUGUAAAUAACCUCUGACGGCUGACCAUUCUCAUCGUCAGAAUGUGCCCCUAAAAAUGGCCAAAAUUCCUAAUCAUCAAAGCCCAGAGAGAGAGCGAGAGAGAGAGAGAGAGAUCACAGCAGAUUUGAUAUUGUUGUAGAUGUUAAAUAAAGUCUUGCAAGAUAGCAAAAAAAACUGGCAAUUUAAAUAUUGCCUGACUAUUCACAAUCUGAAGCAAGUUUAGUGUUCAUUACUCCAUCCAUGGUUUUGUCUGAACCAGAGAGCUUUGUGACACAGCAUCACAGAAAAGAGGUCACAGAUAACAUCACACUCACAUUGAAUAAUGUUGCUUUAUGCAAAAAAUGAUUUAGAAAGGAUUUAGGCUCCACAAUAACCUGCAAACCAAAGAUCACUUUUUGAAGCCCCCCAAAUUUUAGUCCUGAACAACGCAUAUAUCAAGUUUACAGUAGAAGAGUGGAGAAAGAGAUUCCUUAAUUUAUAAAUGAAAAUUUUAAGAUUUGAAGAGCGCCGAUUACCUUUUUUUUCAUCUUUUUGACUUUUCUAUUGAGAACUGAGAUGUUGUCAUUGUUUCCAUUUGAAUUAUGAAACCUUCUUUCUUUCACUGUUUCUCAAAACAAGAGAAAAAAAUGUUUUUUUCACUAUCAGAUACAGUAUCUUUUAAACAGGAAGAGAUGGUGAAAUCUUGUUUCUGUUUUUAUGUGUUCCGUGCACUGAUAAAUUACUUUCAUCAAGGGAACCUGUCUGUAGAAACAACUGAAAUGUUGUAAGUUCUGCUUUUUACUCUUUUAGCAACUUU
Cololabis saira (Pacific saury) is the source of this 1994-nucleotide messenger RNA. RefSeq names its product chemokine (C-X-C motif) receptor 2 (gene cxcr2). Lineage: Eukaryota; Metazoa; Chordata; Actinopteri; Beloniformes; Belonidae. The transcript has 2 exons. The coding region runs from base 131 to 1204 and encodes 357 amino acids. Gene Ontology annotation, cellular component: membrane. Gene Ontology annotation, biological process: G protein-coupled receptor signaling pathway; neutrophil chemotaxis; immune response. Gene Ontology annotation, molecular function: chemokine receptor activity. The record is from RefSeq and is a predicted model, not a curated record.